Molecule: messenger RNA, 1217 nt
Organism: Stylophora pistillata
Lineage: Eukaryota; Metazoa; Cnidaria; Anthozoa; Scleractinia; Pocilloporidae
Source: RefSeq, a predicted model, not a curated record
AUAAUAAUGAUAACAAUAUAAUUAUAAUAGAAAUAACAAUAACACACAUACAUUUUAGUGAACUGGCAAGACAAGUUACCAGUUGAGAUAGGUCAUACUAAAGAUACCGCGAUAAGCUCUUGCACUUCUGGCAUUAGUUUUAUGGUCAACUCGUUCAAUUGUGUGAUAAAAGGUUGCGUUGCGUAUUUAACAUAUUCAUAUGGGAUAUAAAGUUUAAUCUUCAUACAGAUAACACGGCCAUUGGGCAACCAGAAUCUACAUCAGUUCGUGAGUCGAAAAUGGAUCCCAGUGAGGGGCCCUUAACGGGCGGUGGAAAAUUCACUGCAGAAGUUGAUAUAGAACUCCCACAGUCGAUGGAAAUUGGUUGGGCAACGUUUGGACAUACGGCGGUGAAAGUGAAAGUAGCUAGGGACGGUCUUAGCAUGUUUGGAAAUGAAAUUCCUGGUGGUGACAAGCCAGGACCUGUUUCCGUCAUCUUUACCACACUGUACGGUGAUCCCGUAGCAAAGGGGGUAUAUACUUACAAGGAAAGGAGACCGGAAUAUCCAAAGAAUAAUGUGCAGAAUAAGCACCCUAAACGAACGGUGAACGAUGUUGUCGUGGUUUUGGAGGAGACUAUAAAGCGAAUCAAGAGUUUCAGUAACGAGAGUCAGGGAAGUGAAGAAAGAGCAAGCGAAUAUUAUCAUCAAAUAGAGACACUGUUUCAACUGGUUGAUGGUCUUCAGAGUGUGGUUGAUACUGUGGCUUCAAUCUACUCAUCGGCUAGACCGUACAUCUCUAGGGAAUCCUGGGAGGAGAUAGCCUUGUAUCUUGAAGAAAUAGCCAAAAGACUCCCUGCGGAAGAUGAAACAAUGCCCUUGCUGUCAGCUGGAGAUGUUGGAAAAAACCAAACACAGUCUUUGUCAAAUCAAGUGGCGGAAGAUCAAGCUAUCGAGGAGGAGCAUCUUGGAGAUGCAGAAAUAUCAGAGGAAGAUUCUGAGAGUGAGAGUACCGAUCGUAAAGGUGAUUUGGAAAGAGAUAUCGAUGAAAGGAGUUUAUUAAAAGAUGUGCCAGGUGUUCAGCUACUGCUUGAAGAGGUCUCAAAUUAUCCCAUCUCAGAGUCGGGAUAUUUUGGAGAUGCUGAAAUAUCUGAAGAUUCAGAGGAAGAAAGCAGUGAUAGCGACGUUCAUGUGGAACUAGACACUGAUGAAGGGCUUGAGUGAGCAACUAAUGAAAGA